GACUCGCGCAGACGUCACCGUCAACACAGUCACGUUAGUGUAUUUUGAUGUGUCUUGUGUGAUUCAGCUCGUUGUGUUUCCCGUGUUUUGGGGAACCGAUCUCUGUGCCGCAGCAGCAGCUCCAGGUGACAUCUGAGGAGCAUGGCGGACGGUCCAGAGGCUGAUGUUGACGACCCGCCCAGUAUCAACUUCCCUCCGCUCAUCACUGUGUCUGAUCUGCCCAGUGCCACUGCUGCAGGCCGUAACCUAAAGGAAUGGCUCCAGGAGCAGUUCUGCGACAAACCUCUGGAGCAGGAUGACAUGCGGCUGCACAAUGCAGCCUACGUUGGAGAUCUGGACACCCUAAGGAAUCUACUGCAGGAAGACAGCUUUAGACGGCGUAUCAACGAGAAGUCUGUGUGGUGUUGUGGCUGUCUGCCGUGCACCCCUCUGCGGAUUGCAGCCACAGCAGGACACGCUGCCUGCGUGGCCUAUCUGAUCGCCCAGGGAGCCGAGGUGGAUCUAGUUGAUGUAAAAGGUCAGACAGCCCUUUAUGUCGCGGUGGUGAAUGGUCACCUGGACUGCGUCAGGAUCCUCCUUGAAGCCGGAGCCGAUCCUAACGGAAGUCGGCACCAUCGUAGCACCCCGCUGUACCAUGCAGCACGAGUGGGAAGGCUGGACAUACUGCAGGAGCUCAUCAGGUUUCAUGCUGAUGUAGACAUGGACCACCAGCUGGGUCCCCGGCUCCUCUUAAGUGCUCGCACCCUCAACACUCUGGUGGUGUGUCCUCUCUACAUCAGCGCUGCCUACCACCACCUCCACUGUUUCCGGCUGCUGCUCCAGGCCGGCGCUCAGCCUGAUUUUAACUACACAGGGCCCGUCUGCCAAGAGGCCCUGACUCGCGGCCUGGCCUCCUGCCUGCUGGAUGCUGUGCUGCGACACGGGUGUGAGGUGGCCUUCAUCCACCUGCUGCUGGACCACGGGGCCAACCCGGCCCUCGUGCCCUGGGACGGGUCAGAGUUGGAGGCUCCCAAUCGGAGGAAGGUGGAUCAGGAGGCACUCAGGGUCUUUCUGGAGGCGAGAAGAAGCCCUCGUAGGCUGACACACCUGUGUCGCAUCAGGAUUCGCAGAGCGAUGGGCAAAAAUCGUCUAAACAGCAUACCGUCAUUACCGCUACCACAACCAAUCAAGAACUUCCUGCUUCACCAAAACUGACAGCCAUCCACCGUCUCUUCUUCUACAGCACUCUUCCAACCCAAACCUAAAUAAACCCAACCCCAUGAUAGAGAAUUAUGUGAACCCAGUUUGCUUACUGCUUAUUAUUUUCUAAGAGUAAACAGUUAAUAUUAUUUUUUAAAAAUUUUGAGGUUAACAGUUCUGUAAUACUCUUUUCUUCCUAUUAUUUGUAAUUAUUUAUUGAAAUGCUUCUGAAAGGAUCAGAGAAGCCUUAGUAUGUUUUAACUUGUGGAAAUAUACCGGUAUAUGUA
Plectropomus leopardus (leopard coralgrouper) is the source of this 1466-nucleotide messenger RNA. RefSeq names its product ankyrin repeat and SOCS box containing 1 (gene asb1). Gene Ontology annotation, molecular function: protein binding. The record is from RefSeq and is a predicted model, not a curated record. Lineage: Eukaryota; Metazoa; Chordata; Actinopteri; Perciformes; Serranidae. Gene Ontology annotation, biological process: intracellular signal transduction.